UUAAGUGUUCAGACUUCAGUACGGACAGUACGAUUUGAAUGCGAGACCUGUGUGGAAUACUAUGACACGGCCAUAAUAUGGUGAAGUGGUUGAGAGAACACAUUAAUACCAUAAUAUUGUUGUAUGUUAUACUGUUAUCUAUUCAAUAACACAUUUUCAUGUUUAAUACUCUAUACUGAUAACGAUAUGGAAUCACUACGAUUUAACAGUUUAACACUGAUUCUUGACAAAUCACUUUGGCUAUUAGCUAAUAGUUGGUCAUAGUAGUGAAUUUUAAAUUUUAGUAGCUGAAAACUCAAAAUAUAUCAAAUUUAAAUAUUUAAAAUGUUUAUAUGACUUUGGAUCAAUAAAUAAAAUCACACCUUAAAUAUGGAGUCUACUUUUGAUAUUAAUAGAUCAAACAGUAAUAAUAAUAUUCCUGUUAAUUCAUUUGUUCAUGAUCAUCCAAUAUUAAAAUCAUUUAUUGCUGGUUCUACAUCUGGAUUAUUUUCUACAGUUGUGUUUCAGCCAUUUGACGUUGUAAAAACAGUCUUACAAGAUCCUAGAAAUGAUAAAAAAUUAGGAAUUAUUAAUGCCACAAAAUCAGUCUGGCAGCAAGAAUCUUUUUUUGGAUUUUGGAGAGGGCUGUCUCCAUCUCUUGUACGCAAUAUUCCAGGAAUUGCCAUUCACAUAUCAUUGACACAAUUAAUAUAUUCAUAUUUAACAAAAAAUAAUCAGACUUCUAUGGUUAAGUCUGGAGUAGCUGGAUUUAGUGCACGAUGUAUUACUGUUUCUGUACUAAUGCCUUUCACUGUUUUAAAAACUAGAGUAGAAAGUGGUCAAUAUCAUUACACAACUUUGACCCGUGGCCUAUCUGAUAUUUAUAGGUUGGAAGGUUGGAAGGUUUUGUGUCGUGGAUGGACACCAACAAUUUUACGAGAUGCUCCAUUUUCUGCAUUAUAUUUUAUGAUUUUUAUAAAAUUAAAAAAUAUAAUAUUAUUAGAAGAAAUAGACAACAAACAACCACUUUAUAUUUUUGGAUGUGGCCUUUUAGCUGGAGGAUUAGCAUCCUGUAUAACUCAACCAUUUGAUGUAAUAAAAACUAGUCAGCAAGUAUCAAAAGAAAAACUCCUUUUAAUUGAUGCUUUUAUUAUGAUUAAACGAAAAUAUGGAAUAGCUGGUUAUUUUAAAGGGCUGUCUCUUCGAGUUUUAAGACGAUCUUUAAUGGCUGCAAUGACUUGGACUGUAUACGAAAAAUUAUCUUAGAUGAUUAUUAAUAUAAAUUUAAAUAUUUAUAAUUUAAGCAAUAAUGACGUGUCAACUAUGUUUAAUCUUGAUCAAAAUAGGUUACAAUUCUUUAAAAAUAGGUAGCUGUCAAAUAAUGAUGUAAACAUUUUAUCAUAUCUUUUUAAAUUUGAAUAAGAAAAUAACCAAAAAUGGAUUAGAAACUUGAAUAUUAAAUUACAUUAUUAGAUAUAUAAUAAGUUUUAAUUAGACUGAAAUAUUUUAGCAACAUAUCAAACAUGUUUAAGAGAGUAUAAUUUUAUUUAAGUUUCUAGUUGUUCUAGCAGUAGAAGUGCAUGCUGUAUGCAUUAAUUUUAUUACAAUUCUUAAUAUUUUAAUUCUUCUGUAGUUUUUUUUUUCUUAUUAUUAUUUUUUUCUUAAGUAUGGUGUUUUAAUUAUGUAAAUUUGUUGUUAAUACAUUUAUGUUAAAUUAUAACAUAAUUUAUUUUAAUCAUUCUAAUAAAAUAUAUUUUUAUUUUA
Molecule: messenger RNA, 1743 nt
Organism: Aphis gossypii (cotton aphid)
Lineage: Eukaryota; Metazoa; Arthropoda; Insecta; Hemiptera; Aphididae
Product: mitochondrial glycine transporter B-like
Exons: 7
Coding region: 370-1245 (291 amino acids)
Biological process (GO): glycine import into mitochondrion
Cellular component (GO): mitochondrion
Molecular function (GO): glycine transmembrane transporter activity
Source: RefSeq, a predicted model, not a curated record